Molecule: messenger RNA, 2424 nt
Organism: Closterium sp. NIES-67
Lineage: Eukaryota; Viridiplantae; Streptophyta; Zygnematophyceae; Desmidiales; Closteriaceae
Source: the annotation of a GenBank genome assembly
ACCAAACCCUAAGAAGCCACCAGGCAAAUGACGACAAGUGUAAGCUGAAGCAGAAACGCAAAGCCGAGGAGGAUAAGCGAAACGCAAAGCUCAGGCGAACCGACUGUGAUCCGCACAGUUUUCCCGGUUUGCUGGCAUCCAGGCUCCCUCGCCCGGAUCUUAGGAUACCAUUGACUGACGCUGCAAUCCGUUUUGGUGGUUACAGAACCGGAAGAAGAGGUUUUCGACCUUAGAGCCGAGUUAUGCAUAAGGGAUGGAACAGUUACAGGGACCUCGAGAAAUUCGAACAGGACUGCGAGGUGGGAGAGGAGAACGAAUGGCAUGUGGCGGAGAUCGAGAUCGAUCACGAAGUUGGCUUCCUGACCUUCAAGCACCGAAGCAUCGUCAAGGUUCUGCUGGCCAUGUUCAAGAAGAUGUCGGCCGUCAGUGGUUUCGCGAUUGAACCCGAGGAGUGGGUGGUCGAUGGCGAACGCCGAUACAGCACCCCGCAGAACACAGAUUGGAUGCUCAUGGCAUGGGAGCGUGUGAAGAAGCUGGGCAUAGUACUGGCGAUCAUUCUGUUCUCCGAUCAAACCAACUUGUCGUACAACGGUCGCCAGUCAGCACAUCCCUUUGUGAUGUCCAUGGGGAACAUCCCGGAGUGGGCAAGGUGGCUCGAGGGUGGCACGGAGCUGGUUGGCCUCCUGCCGAACAUCCCUCCAGAUCUGAAGCCGGAAGAGAAGACACGCGCCUUCCAGCAAGCUGCAGACAUUUUCAUUGAGCCGUUGAGGCGGCUCUCAAAACUGAAAGGCGGCACCCAAGCUGUUGUAUCGCACAGCCAACUCGUUACUGUCACCCUCCCGCAUUGUUAUCACCCCGAGUCUUGCAAAGUCACGUGCACAAUGGCAUGCAACUCCUUCCGGCCAUGCUCCAUAUGCCUUGCUGAAAAGCCGAGGCUUGCGGAGGUGGAAGACCCGAUUGUUUUGCGAACAGUGCGUGAUCAAGGGCGCUUGUACAAGCAGAUGGAGUCCGCCACCACCAAGAAGAAGCUGUCCGCAUUGAGGACCACCUACUCGACGCACUUUGUCAAGAGUCUUCUGUGGGACUGGGAGUUCGCAAAAACGAUUUGGGGGAACACGUAUCUCGCCGUCACACCUGACAUCAUGCAUAUUAUUGAGCAGGGUUUUUGGCUGCAUGCAAUGAAGUGUCUUGUGAAGAAGCUCACCCCGUCUGAACGGAAGAUCCUUUUAGAGCGAUACAAGUUGCUCAAGGCAAUCACACCGGCGUCCCUUUUGCGCCUGCCCCAAGCCUGGGUGUACUUCACAACCACAGCGAAUUUUUCAGCAUCUGAGCACCGUGCCAUGAUGCAGAUCUUGCCACUCAUCAUCGACCUUCCCGAAAGGGUUCACAUUCGUCGCGCCAUCGUCCGCAUCGCGGACUGGUACAAGGAGUUCAUCCGUGCAGAGUAUCACACUGAUGCAUCCCUCAUCCGCAUGGAGACAGCGACUGUCGUCAUGGUAAAGGCGCUCGUGAAGGCCUUCCCUAACCAGAAGUCCAAGUGGCACAUUGUGAAGAUCCAUCUCCUCGUUCACCUGCCUGCCACCAUCCGAGCGCGUGGCCUGCCACAGGAGUACUCAUCCAACACGUACGAGCACUCUCACAAGACGACUGUCAAGCGCCCCGCCCGUGGAACGAACUGGAAGAACGUCGGGGACCGCAUUGUCAAGAAGCAUGUGCAGCAUGCUGUGGUUCGCCAGCUGUCUCGCGAGGUUGGCGGUGACAAGACUUACGAGACCGCAAUGAAGGAGGCGUGCACCGUGGGCCGUAGGGUGCUGACCAAGACGCACAAGAGGAUGGUGGUGGGGGAUAGCACGGAUCCAAUGUGGAGGAGCUACGUCGCGGUCCUGGGGAAACCUGCGAUGGACGAAAUGGCGUCCCACCUCAAGCUGGCGGGCGUGAAGACCCAGGUCCUUCAGGUGCACACCGCACUUGCCAUCCCUCCACACGACAGGAUGGAAUGGACAGCCAAGGGCCAAUUUGUCAAAGCGAGCCCGUCACAGCGGAACUUCUCUGACGUGGCCAUAAACCCGGCGGGGAAGGGGGCCAACUGGUACGGCCGCUGUCUGGUUCUGUUCCACUACGACAAAGACGGGGCAACGAAGCAGGCUGCCUACAUUGAGUACUACACAGAGGACAGGCAGGUGUGCCACGUCACUGGAUGCCGACGCCUCCUGCCAACGAGGGGUGUCGACAACUAUGCGAUCAUGGAUGCAGAUUGCAUCCUGAGCCUUGUUCAUGUUGUCCCGUGCUGCAAGGAUCCUGAUGUGCGCUUGCUGAACAGAUUUGUGUGGUGAAUUGCCAAGUGGAAUAGUUCUAGUUGCUUGCAGCAAGCAACUUUAGGGCGACCUCAUGACAACAAACUUAUAUUAAAAUCAUGACUGCUAG